Molecule: messenger RNA, 1569 nt
Organism: Thlaspi arvense
Lineage: Eukaryota; Viridiplantae; Streptophyta; Magnoliopsida; Brassicales; Brassicaceae
Source: the annotation of a GenBank genome assembly
AUGAGAGCUUCUCCGGCGAUAUUCUCACUCUCAGUCUCUUUAACUAUCCCUGUAGCUCUUGCUUCAACCAAAAAUCGUCUCUCCAUCGAAGCUUUUCGAUUCAAACAAUAUGUUUCGAAUAAUCAGAGUUUCUGGAGACCAGGACGUCUCGUCUCAGAGAAACCUGGCAGAAGAUGGACCUUCUGCUGCAAAUGCCGACACAGAGAAGGAAAUAGGUACGCAGAGUCUGAUAACGAAGGAGAAGAUUUCAUUGUGGUUAACUUCUAUCGGUUUGUAUCAAUCGAAGAUCCUUCGGCUGUGAUUGCGAAGCACCUCUCUUUCUUAAAGGAUUUGAAUAUACGUGGUCGGAUAUAUCUCAAUGAACAAGGAAUCAACGCGCAGUACAGUGGGCCAUCUAAAGACGCCCUUGCGUAUGUUGAAUGGUUGAAAGAAGAUGAUAGAUUCUCUGGUUUACUUGUCCAGAUGUCUCCUGCUAUCAAUGGGCAUGCAUUCCCUAAGUUGAAGCUACAGAACAAACCCUCCUUAGUGCAGGCAAGCUACAUCCCAAGCAUUAGCUGCGUCCUAGUGCAAUGCUUUGUUAUAUAUUGUUAUGAGUGGGAUGUUGGUCAUUUUCGUGGGGCACGUAGACCUGAAGUUGAUUGCUUUCGGAACACUUCUUUUGGGCUAUCUGAUGAAAAGGAAGCUCCUUCAGACCCUUUGAUAGAUGUUGACAAGGAAAAGACAGAUAUACUGAUGUACUGUACAGGAGGAAUACGUUGCGAUGUAUAUUCAACAGUUUUGAGACAGCGGGGUUUCAAAAACCUGUAUACACUAAAGGGCGGGGUUUCCCAUUAUCUUGAAGAAGAAGGCACAGCUGAAUGGGUUGGGAAUCUGUUUGUGUUUGACUCUCGUCUCUCUCUCCCACCAGCUGCCUACAAUAACAACGUCGUGGAUGAAGCCAGAAGAGCUCCAGAAACCACCGUAGAUACAGGUUUUGCAAGAUGCUAUAUUUGUGAUUCACAAGUUGAGGAACUUAGACAUCGGAACUGUGCUAACCUUGACUGCAAUCGGCUUUUCUUAUGCUGUGCAGAAUGUGUCGUCGACUUGAAGGGAUGUUGCUGUUCAAACUGCAUUACUGCUCCCAGGCUUAGACCUGUCUUGCAUGGAGUAAAGAGAUAUGAAAAAUGGCAUGUAUAUCGCGAUUCUACAUUGAGAUUUGAUAUUGCAGGCCUAGUGAAAUAUGGUGGCUUUGCUAUGAUCAACUUUCUUGAAGUGCCUUCAAACACUGGACAAGCUCAAACUCUACCAUCUGCGAGCUCCAUUGGUUUGUGUAGCAAUAUAGUUUCUCAGAGAAGGAGACUGGGUAAGACCAUCUGGCGCAACUGUGGUGUUCUGAGUUCCAUUCUUCUGCUUCAUCCUUCUUCGUGCGAUGUAGCCUCUGACCCAAGGAGUUACAUCCUCGUUGGUCUUAAUCAUGAUGAAGAAAAUGAUGCGGUAGAUGAUAAUCAUGCUGAGAAUCACACUGAGGUUGAUCCAUUUCGAUCGGUGCAAGUCGAUCUGGAAGACGUUCUCCAGAACAUAUUCACCUGA